CGGACUUUGUGCUCCUUAGUAGCAGUGUUUUUUGUGUGUUAAUUCUGAACACUGAUACCAGUUCAAGCAACCACUGACAGCGGCGGGAAUACCACCACCUGCUGAAUUUUCACUUUGUGUAACCAGAAAAACAACAAGCAUGUCUCUAACAAACGGCCACAGCGUGAGCAAAGAAACAUGGAAUUUGCACAACAAGAUGAUGCUGGAGCCUCUGGCCACCAAUGACUCAGAGGUAUUCUCCAUAAUAAAAAAAGAGAAGCACAGGCAGGUGUACGGUUUGGAGCUGAUAGCUUCUGAGAACUUUGCCAGCAGAGCUGUUCUUGAGGCUUUGGGUUCCUGCAUGAACAACAAGUACUCUGAAGGGUAUCCUGGACAAAGGUACUAUGGUGGUACGGAGCAUGUUGAUGAGCUGGAGAGACUCUGUCAGAAAAGGGCACUGGAGGCUUUUGGUCUGGACUCAGACAAAUGGGGAGUCAAUGUGCAGCCAUACUCAGGUUCCCCUGCUAACUUUGCUAUCUACACGGCUCUUGUGGAGCCCCAUGGCCGGAUCAUGGGGCUGGACCUUCCUGAUGGCGGUCACCUGACACACGGUUUCAUGACAGAUAAAAAGAAGAUCUCAGCAACGUCCAUCUUUUUUGAGUCCAUGCCAUAUAAGGUGAAUCCAGAAACUGGCUACAUCGACUAUGACAGACUGCAAGAAAACGCUCGGCUCUUCCACCCCAAGCUCAUCAUUGCAGGAACAAGCUGCUAUUCCCGCAACCUUGACUAUUCCCGCCUGAAGCAGAUUGCUAAUGAAAACGGUGCUUUUCUGAUGGGGGACAUGGCUCACAUCAGUGGAUUAGUGGCUGCUAGGGUGGUGCCCACCCCAUUUGAGCAUUGUGACAUUGUUUCCACGACAACUCACAAGACGCUGCGUGGCUGCCGGGCUGGAAUUAUCUUUUAUAGGAAAGGUGUGCGCAGUGUGGAUGCCAAAGGAAAGGAGACUCUGUACAACUUGGAGUCUUUGAUCAACCAGGCAGUGUUUCCAGGGCUGCAGGGAGGACCACACAACCAUGCUAUUGCAGGUGUUGCUGUGGCUCUAAAGCAAGCCAUGACACCAGAGUUCAAGGCCUACCAGAUGCAAGUUCUCUCUAACUGUAAAGCUUUGUCCAGUGGCCUAAUGGACCACGGCUACAAGAUAGUCACUGGCGGCUCUGACAACCAUCUUAUCCUCCUGGAUCUGCGCAGCAAAGGAACUGACGGUGGACGGGCUGAGAAGGUCCUGGAGGCUUGUGCCAUCGCCUGUAAUAAAAACACCUGUCCAGGGGAUAAGAGCGCUUUGCGUCCUAGUGGUCUGAGGUUUGGCUCUCCAGCUCUGACAUCCAGGGGCUUGACUGAAGAAGAUUUCAAGAAGGUGGCCCAGUUCAUUCACAGAGGUAUUGAGCUGACUUUGGAGGUGCAGAGAAGCUUGGAUCCUAAGGCCACUCUGAGGGAGUUCAUCCAGGCACUGUCCCAAGAAGAGAAGUUCCAGCAGCGGGUAGCUGAGAUCAAGGCUGAGGUUGAGGCUUUCGCUGGGCAGUUCCCCAUGCCUGGCCUACCUGAGCUGUAGAGGGCAGCAGCUCAGACGCGGAAGCAGCUGGACUCUAUGAACAUUCUUGGUUGUAUUUUGUUUGAGUUGUAAAUCUAAGAUUGCUCAAAUCAAGACGCUGCCUUGUAACUUCAAAGCAUUUGUAGACAGACCUAUUUUAGCUUGGAGAAAAUUUGUCUUUACGGGAAAAAUUUUGAGUUCUGACUUGCAGAUUUUUAUUGUUGUUUUAAUUGAUUGGUGAUGUUACAGAUGUCUGCUUCUUAUGCACAAGUUAUUUUAUACAAAAUGUGCUUCAUUUCUUACAUGUUACAAAUUUGCUUUAAUAUUGUCCUUCCUUCUUUUCUGUUGGACUGAACUUACAAUCCCAAAGCUUUCCUACAAACUACUGCAGCUUGAAGCACAAAGCAAGUUUAAUAAAAUCAACAUUCCAUGUCUAUAUGGUAUACAUAUACAGAAUGUAUAAUACAAUGUGAUAAAUGCACCAAUAUUGAUGCUUUUAAAUAAAUUCAAAAUGAAA
This is a messenger RNA of Melanotaenia boesemani (Boeseman's rainbowfish), 2084 nucleotides long. RefSeq names its product serine hydroxymethyltransferase 1 (soluble) (gene shmt1). The record is from RefSeq and is a predicted model, not a curated record. NCBI's taxonomy places the organism in Eukaryota, Metazoa, Chordata, Actinopteri, Atheriniformes, Melanotaeniidae. Bases 140 to 1588 code for a protein of 482 amino acids. Gene Ontology annotation, biological process: tetrahydrofolate interconversion; L-serine catabolic process; folic acid metabolic process. Gene Ontology annotation, molecular function: mRNA 5'-UTR binding; glycine hydroxymethyltransferase activity; pyridoxal phosphate binding. The transcript has 12 exons. Gene Ontology annotation, cellular component: cytoplasm; nucleus; cytosol.